AUGACUGCUUAUUCCAAGCGCGGAAGCAUCGAGCAAAAGCCUAAAGACAACUUUGUCGAAAUGUCUGUUGCUGAUGGAGCUGAGAAGCCUGGUGUCCUUGUUGACCCUGAGGCUGACUACUCUGGUGCUGUGAAGAAGACAGACCCAGCUGAGAUUCGUCUUGUUCGCAAGUUGGACUUUCGCAUCAUGCCUACUCUUUGGGCCAUGUACUUCCUCAACUACCUUGAUCGAAAUGCCAUUGCCCAGGCGCGACUGAACGGUCUUGAGGAUCAUCUUGGCCUCAAGGGAACACAGUACAACACGUGUAUCUCGAUCCUUUUCGUUGGGUAUGAUAUCCCAUCCAACAUGCUCAUCUCCUCGAAAAGCGUCCGACCCUCUCUGUACAUGUCCAUCUGCAUGAUGGGCUGGGCUAUCGUGUCUGCUUGCACCGCCCUCGUCAAAGACUACAAAGGUCUCGUCGUUGUUCGAUUCUUCCUCGGUGUCGCUGAAGCCCCCUUUUAUCCAGGCGCCCUUUACCUACUGGCGAUUUUCUAUACACGAAAGGAGAUUGCUAUGCGACUAUCGAUUUUAUACUCCGGAAACAUCUUUGCAACAUCCUUUUCCGGUUUGAUCGCUGCGGCGACAUUUGGCACGAUUGAUGGACACCACGGUCUCAAGGGUUGGCAGUGGCUUUUUAUCAUUGAAGGUGUCUUGACCUUUGCUGAAAGUAAGGGAGCUCGAGCUGGAUUUUUCCAAGCUAUUCGUGAUCCUCGCCUGUGGCUCUUCUGCUUUAUCCAGAACAUGCAUCUCUCUGCUUGUUCUUUCAACAACUUCUUCCCUACUGUUGUCGGUUCCCUCGGGUUCAACAGCACCAUCACUCUGGUCCUGACUUGCCCGCCCUACCUCGUCUCUGGUUUCUUUGGAUACCUUGCAGGAUGGUCUUCUGGUCGAUUCAAUGAGCGAACUUGGCACAUCACUGCCUGUAUGGGAAUGGCACUCGUCGGAUACAUCAUCUCCUGUGUUACGCUCAAUACGCCUGCCCGAUAUAUUGCCUGUUUCUUGUUCGCCAGUGGUGCAUAUGCAGUCAACUCGAUGAUCCUUGGCUGGGUUUCCGCAACGCUUGGCUCUACAGCUGAGAAGAAGUCGGUCAGCUUGUCAAUCGUCAACGUUAUCGCUAACGCCUCGUACAUCUACACUGCGUAUCUGUACCCAAAGUCAGACGGCCCACGAUAUCUCAUCGGAAUGGCAAGCAAUGCCGGAUUUGCGACUAUGUGUAUUGCGACCGUUUGGGCCAUGAAGAUCUGGCUUGUUAAGACCAACAAGAAGCUUGAUCGGGAAGGAAACACAUGCGCUACACGGUACGCUUACUAG
This is a messenger RNA of Fusarium subglutinans, 1350 nucleotides long. Its product is annotated as vitamin H transporter. The record is from RefSeq and is a predicted model, not a curated record. Lineage: Eukaryota; Fungi; Ascomycota; Sordariomycetes; Hypocreales; Nectriaceae. Gene Ontology annotation, molecular function: transmembrane transporter activity. Gene Ontology annotation, biological process: transmembrane transport. The coding region runs from base 1 to 1350 and encodes 449 amino acids. The transcript has 4 exons. Gene Ontology annotation, cellular component: membrane.